Megachile rotundata (alfalfa leafcutting bee) is the source of this 1053-nucleotide messenger RNA. RefSeq lists its product as uncharacterized. Lineage: Eukaryota; Metazoa; Arthropoda; Insecta; Hymenoptera; Megachilidae. Gene Ontology annotation, biological process: regulation of synaptic transmission, cholinergic; sleep; positive regulation of voltage-gated potassium channel activity. The record is from RefSeq and is a predicted model, not a curated record.
ACUGUGAGGUUACAGGGUUAUUAGGUAUACGAGACGUUAUUACGUUGAUCCGUUCUGGCCGUGUGCCCUAAGAAGUAGGAGAAACGUGGGCCAGUAGUGAGGGUAGAGAUCGUGCACGCGUUUUCAGCAAAAAGGGGGGUGUUGCCCGUUCAGUAUCACAGUGAACACGUUCCGCGACGCUAGCAAGUUUCUCUUCAUCUCCUGGAACCACGUGGUUAUAGUCUCCGAUCGAACUACGGAUUCGUGUUGAACGAUUGAAUUUUUGGGGACUGAAAAUUUUAGUACGGCAAGAUGUACCCCCGAUCGGCGUGGGCAUUGGUUUUCUUUGGUUUGGUCGUUCUUGCGCGAUCAGCUUUAGCCUUACAAUGUUGGGAUUGUGCUUCCAACAUGAACGCAAUGUGUGGUGAUCCAAUGAAUGUCACCGAGCAUCACGCUAUGUUUCAUGCGAAAACUUGCGAUGCUGGUCCUUAUGAAUCUACCAAGCCCAUAUGCCGAAAAAUUGUGAAGAGAGAAAACGGCGCACGAGUAGUGAUACGUCAAUGCUCGACUCCAAACGUCGACGAGGCAGAUAUCCAUGACGGUCCCUGCAGCGCAAUGGCAAUUUCAAGUCGAAAUGUAAUUGAAUCCUGCCACAUUUGCAGCACCGAUCUCUGCAAUUCUGCAACGAAUGCAUCAAUCAUGAAACCUCUGUUCGUCUUUACCAUGGCAGUUAUCGGUUAUCGUUAUAUUCAAUCGAAACACGACAUUGUUUAAUACCUUGAAAAUAUUAUUAUCGUAUAAGAACGAUGAUUCUUUAAAUAACCGUUUCGAAGGUGGAAAAGAAAAGUAUUCGAAUCGUCGUAAGCGUGAAUUUUUUAUUUCUUUGCAAGUUCAACGAUGUUAUUGUUUGUUAAUGUUUGAUCUAUAUGGUUGCUACAGAAUUAUGACGUGUGGUGCGGGACUGGGUUUAUCUAGGGGAAAUUUUGGAAUUGCUAAACUUACAAGUUGCGUUUUCAAAUUUGUAUAUUUUCGAGUUUGUGAAUUGUGGAAUUUCGACAUUUGUGAAUUAAAAUU